Molecule: messenger RNA, 2449 nt
Organism: Oncorhynchus masou masou (cherry salmon)
Lineage: Eukaryota; Metazoa; Chordata; Actinopteri; Salmoniformes; Salmonidae
Product: 4-galactosyl-N-acetylglucosaminide 3-alpha-L-fucosyltransferase 9-like
Exons: 2
Coding region: 529-1641 (370 amino acids)
Cellular component (GO): membrane
Molecular function (GO): alpha-(1->3)-fucosyltransferase activity
Source: RefSeq, a predicted model, not a curated record
GCGACUUGGCUCUCGACCUUCGCCGAGUCCGUAGGGGAGUUGCAACGAUGAGACACGAUCGUAACUACCAAUUGGAUAUCACAAAAAAGGGGGUAACGCCAUGGGCCAGAAAAGUUUGAAUACAUUGGCCAUGCUGUCAAUCCAGCAUGACUUCUGUCGCGUUAGAAACAACUGGAAACUCGGAGCUGGGAAAUCUCAGAUAUCAGUGAGCUCCUUGGCUGUGGCUAAGGAGGAAGUACCACGCUUUGCCACUCCUGAAAUUUUCCCCUGAAGUGUAUCGAGGAUGUUUUCUGCCGCUGACGGAUGGUUCUUCCUUUUCAAAUGUAAACAAUAGGUGUAGAUUUUGAAGAUAAUUUGAAAGAGCGUCUCACUGUUUCACGUUUAUAUACUUGAACAGAUGAGUAUAUGUGACUGAGAAACGAAUCACGCAGUUCAACAUUUCUGACUGGGUGUGUGUAGGAAUGACAAAACCGAUCACAAAGCAGAUCAUCACCGAACAAGCUGUAACCAGAACAACCUGUUGACUCAAUGCCCAUAAUGGUUUCUGGAGUUGUACGCGUUGUCCUGUUCUCGGUCCUUGGUAUAGGAGGACUUCUGACGCUGUUUGUAAUGUACUUUCAAUCAGCUCCAUCUCAGAUCUGCCCUCCCCAGCCUGCUUUGCCACGUCAUUACUCAAAGCCAUCUGAGAACAGCUCCUUGUCUAAGAAGCAGCCAGAGCCAGACAAGCCCAUCAUGCUGUUGUGGUUCUGGCCUGAAAACCGCAGGUUUGAUUUUAGCGAUUGUACCACUUUCUUCAACAUUGAUGGCUGCCAACUGACAGAUGACCAGUCUUUGUACAACAAGGCAGAUGGGGUGCUCAUCUUUCACAAAUCCAUCAAACAUGAUUUAUCCAACUUGCCUCCAUCACCUCGACCACCAUUCCAGAAGUGGAUCUGGUAUCAUGUGGAAUCACCUACAAACACAAUUAGAAUACCUGGUCUAGAGAACCUUUUCAACUUGACCUUGAGUUAUAGGGAAGAUGCAGACAUCCCUGUACGUUGGCGCUUAACUGCAAGGAAAGGUCAGGGUGAGGACUUUGUGCUGCCCAAGAAGGAUAAAUUAGUUUGCUGGAUUGUGAGUAACAAUAACCCUGCAACUGGAACAGCCGUAAGGGAUAACUAUUACAGAGAACUUGUCAAACAUAUUAAGGUGGAUGUCUAUGGAAAAGCCUUUGCAAGAUUCUUGAGAUAUGAGGACUACUUCUCAACACUCUCCAGCUGUAAGUUCUACCUCUCCUUUGAGAACUCAGUCCACAGAGACUACAUCACUGAGAAGCUUAACGGACCACUUGCAGCAGGAACAGUGCCAGUAGUAUUGGGCCCACCGAGACAGAACUAUGAGGACUUUGUCCCGGGAGAUUCCUUCAUCCAUGUUAAUGAUUUUCCCAAUGCAAAAGCCCUGGCUGAAUUCCUCCUGAAGUUGGACAAGGAUGAUGAGGCAUAUCUGCGCUACUUUCAGUGGCGUAGAAACUUAUUUGCUCAGAAACAUCUAAUUCAACUGAGUCAAGAGUUCAUCCAAUCUAUUUGUUAUGCCUGUGACCAUAUAGGCAAACAUAAGGAGUACAGGGUUGUUCACGAUCUUUACAAAUGGUAUUUAGUUUAAUUAGUCUCUUCUGAUGAGCUAUUACCAUCACUGGUGUAGCCCCCCCCCCCCCCCCUGUAAAACUGCAAAGUUCUCACUCAGCCUUAUGGCAGAGUGUGUAGAAAAGCACAAAAUGUGCUUGAACAAUUGUAUAUUCUCUCUAAAAAUAUACAAUUCUCUAGCAUGAGUUCACCUAUUAAACUUCACAUGUUUUUGCGAAACUGCGGUAGGCCACUGAUUAUCAUCAUAUUGUCUGUAUGCUCUUUUUCUUUAGGAAAUAUUUUUGUAGAAUGUACUACUCUGCUGAGUGCACUCAUUGCGACACAUUGAGUUUUAUUAUAGGUCUAUUUGGCGGGGAAAUAGUGAAGCCAGCUGUAGCCUGUUUCUGUUCAUUAGUCUUUUUUUAAGUAAAGUGAAACAAAGCUAUGUCUUUGUUGCUUUUCAUUAAAUUGUAUGGCUGUUACUUAGCCUUUGGUCUAAAAUAAAUUCGUUUAGAAGGGCAGAUUUGAAGGCUUAUAUGUUGUAUUAUAGGCUAACGAAUUUGUGAAAAUGAACAGUUCCGACGAAAAUAUUCGGACUUGGCAAAAGGCUGACAUUUUUUUCGUUUCAAUUAAAAAAUAUACUCGCAUGACAAUAUAAAUGGAAACAUUGUGAUUUUAUAGACAAAUUAUGAAAGCGAUGGAGUCCAUCGGUUACUGCACUCUCACCAUCAUCAAUAUCAAUAUUUAAAUUUUUGAAAUUCACCAAAUAUUUUUUUGUAUAUAUACACAAAUGAAAACAUUGCGGUAUGUGUAAAAAGACAGUAAAAUAUUAUAUUUCUCAGAAGUUA